UGCGACCCGGAUAGCGGAGGGCGCUUGGCAUGGGCGCGACUAGGGGUCAGUGUUUUGCGCGGCGGAGGGAGGCUGAGCUGUAGUGAGGCUGAAGCUCCCUGACAACCAUCGACGCUCUCCUUCUUUUCAACCUGCCUUCUCCUUGUUGCCGCACUGCUACUUACAGCACUCAGUCCUUAUCGACAACAUAUUGCUUCUUGCUAAGUGUGUUCCAGUAUACGGCGUCCUCAUUGUACUGUGGUUCCCUGCGGAGCUCUCUCGACCGAACCCGGCUGUGUUUACGACUCCCUAAAUCCCUACUACCUACCACCCAACGCACUUAAAAAGCCUCGAAGCGCACCAUACUUGAUAACUGGGACGGAGGAAAACAUAAUCUGGGGACAAUAUGCAGAUCCCGCAGAGUUAUGUCCAGAAAUGCAAAGUCGUUGCGCACAUAUUCCAGAUCCUGCUGAUCUUCAUUGCGGGAUGUAUCACCAUUUCCGUAUUGACUAAAGACGGGACGAAUGGCGGGGCUACAAACUGGUAUUUUGCACUGUGUUUUCUCACGAUUCCUGCACUGAUUUAUCUCGUCAUGGUGCCUAUGUGGUCAAGAGCAGAGAGGUUUGCGAAUGCAUAUGCGUUCGUUGCGGUAGAUGCGUUGUAUACCUUAUUCUGGUUCUCCGCCUUCAUCGCCAUCGCCCUCUACAACAGCAGAGGCAUCCGCCAGGGCGCCAAAGACAAAAAGCUCGACCAGAACGAUGGAAACUGCUCCACCUUUGCCUACGGCAACGAGGCCAAAUGCAAGUUAAGCCGAGCAACAUUCGGCUUCGGGGUCGUGAUAUGGCUCCUCUUCGUCAUCACAACCUCCAUAUCCGCCUACUACGUCAUUAAAUUCCGCAAAGACGGCGUCAUGCCCUACGCCUCCUCCAAGCCCUCCCCGCGCGACAUGGGCGGCGACUCCUCCCUCGAGCACGGCGUCAAGGACAACACCUGGAGCGCCGACACCCACGAGCUCAACGAUUCCGACGAUGAGACGCGGACGGAGCGCGGCGGAAACCAGGAAGAGGAUGAAUACGCGCUGUUGCACAGCACGGAUACAGACGAAGGGAGACACCCCGGCCGGCCGCUCAGCUGGGGCGAGAAUCUGCAUGAUCCUGUGCCCGAGUACCGCUAUGAUCAUGAUGAGCAUGCGAGUGCGCUGAGUCCGGGGGGGUAUGAGGAAUACAGGAGACCGGCACCGGCGGCGCCGGGGUAUAGUUUCAGUGGGGGGGAUAGGUAGGGGGAGUACCCCAGGUUUGGGCCCCUUGAGGGGAUGAGGGUGUUAGGUGGGUGUAUAUUAGAGGGAAAUAAGAUGGUUCAGAUGGGGUGUAGAUACAGGAGUUUUGGGUUUGAGCUGCGCUUCAGCGAUUUGCGAUUCAUGUUGGCUUGCGAGUGGGCAUUUGAGAGAGCAUGUGGAGGCGUAGAAAAGAUGUGGGGUGAUUUGGGCUGUGUCAUUGCUGCUGAAUAUAUCCAAGCAUUGCGUCUUAUUACCUAUUCUAUGGUUUCGUUAUUG
This is a messenger RNA of Mytilinidion resinicola, 1531 nucleotides long. RefSeq lists its product as uncharacterized. Lineage: Eukaryota; Fungi; Ascomycota; Dothideomycetes; Mytilinidiales; Mytilinidiaceae. The record is from RefSeq and is a predicted model, not a curated record. Bases 386 to 1258 code for a protein of 290 amino acids. Gene Ontology annotation, cellular component: membrane. The transcript has 4 exons.